GGUUUGGAUGACUCAGGACUGACCGUUCCACAGUUUGUGCUUAGUAUCGCUUUAAGCUCGAUUGCGUACGCAUGCAUUUACUGGUUCCUUCUCGCGUUCGAAAAGUUUGGUUUUAAUUUGAGCAAGACCCUGAAACUCCGUAAGUGAACCGCACAAGCGCAUCAGCGCUGGCAACUGGAAUGCAAAUGAUAUACAAUUGGAAACAUUUAACAAACUUUUGCAAUAUGCUUCUCUAGCAAAACACAAUGGAAUCAACGAACAACAAAUCAUUGUUUUCCUGACCAAAGACGCAUUCGCUCAUAUUUACGCACGCAGAGGGGUCUGUGAAUGAUUUGAAUAAAAUUGUGCCACAAGUAGUAGUGCUUAUCAAUUGUGGGAAUUUUCUAACGCGUUGUUCUUGCUCUCAGACACUGAAGCAAUCAAACCCAGCUGGCAGCAGCUAGUGAAUUCCGAAGCUGGUUAAACAUUGCUGAACUUAAAAGACCUGUGUUGCGAAUGCUAUAAUGAUGGAUAAAUAGAAUAGCGUAAAUGCAAACAAGUGAAUGGUACAUCCCAAACAUACUGUGAUACCUCUAACAAUCAGUGCUAGCUGCGUGUGUAUGAUGAAAGUGUUUAGUGCAGUGAAUAUUCUGGUAGUGAAGAGAUAGUUGGAAUUUCGUAAUAGGAAGAAUAUUUCAGCUAGUGCUUUUAACUGAAUCUGCAGAAAUGACAACACUCCUGAAGAACGUCACCAAUAGCAUUUGGCAUGCGUUCAGUGCCCUGCAGCAGGAUGACUCGGGAUUCGUGGGGAAAUCUAAACUGAAGGUCCUCACGGCAAACAUCGCGACCCUUCUGGACCUCUAUGGCGUCGAGCGUGGCCUGGACCACUACAGAUCUACCCCUACCCUCAACUUCGAUCAUUACAUAUAUUACCUCGGCCAGGAGGUAUUCUCUUCCAUUCCCAAUGAGACACCGCUUUCGGUGCUUAGAAAUUACGAAAAGAAAAUCGAUGAGGUGUGCUGGCUAGUUUGUCACAAAGACUUCCAGAUGGAUGACGCAUACUACACCGAAGAAGCCGUCCACCAGCUGUUCCGGAUCUUCUGUCUGAUGGCCGACUUGUACAACGACGAAAUGGACGACAAUCGGUUCACGGUGAGGAUUCACCCAUCGGAGGCGCUGAUCGUUGUCAAGCAGCUACUGAACUCCCUCGGGUUGAAUUACAACAACGGAGAGAAAUAUGACUAUCUGAAGACGUCGGACAAUGGGCUAAAGUUUAACGAGUUUUUGGAGAUCUUAAGGUUCAAGGACUACGACAAAGUGAAUGAUUACGUAGCGUCGAUUUGCGAAGCGAUUGGAGACAUUUUUCAGACGCUAAUAAUGGACGUGAUCAAGAAAGGGUAUCUGUACAGGCGAGGAUACGUGCUGCCAACGUUCCGCGAGUAUUUCUUCGUGAUACAGCCAUGCGAGUUGAGCUAUUACAAACAUCACACCGAUAAGGAGGUGUGUGGAACGAUUGCACUAGACUCGAAGUUUACCGUGAAACCGAGCGUGUCAUCAUCAAGUAAGACUGAGCGAAUUCAAAAAUUCACCCUAGUGUCACGGGAUCGUGCGUACGAGUUGGGAGCGCAGGAUCACAAAACACGUCUCCAGUGGAUAUCGGCACUUCAGCUGGCCAUUACAUACUCCACGGGACGUGAAGGAUUCCAACGAGACACAGUCAAUCGCAGAAAACAACAGCGCGACUUAGAGCAGAAGAAACGCCAGGAAGAGGAAAAAUUACGCAGGAUACACUUGAAACAGUUGGAAGAAACGAACGUCCAGCUAGAACAGGAGAAGCUAGCUCGUCUUGCGGCGGAAUCCCAAGCCCGGCAGUAUGAAGCGGUCGCACGCGAAGACUCUCGUCGUGUUGCAGAGCUAGAAGAUGUGAAGCUUAGUUUGGAACGUAUGCUCGAGGAUGAGAUUCAGGCUAAGCGUGACGAGGAAAUUGUGCGAGCUUUGCAGGCUCGCGUUUUAGCGGAAGAAUGGGAUAAGCGAGAGGAAUUGGAACAACUGCAGGCAGAACAGAAGGCACUGCUCGAGCUGGAGCGACAGAAACGGAUGGAGUUCGAGCUCCGGCAGCAGGAGAACGAGAAGCGCUUCAAGGAUGCCGAGCAGAAGUUGCGACAGCUGGAAGAGGAGCGGAAAAAACUGGAUCGAGAGCUGAAGCAGGCUCGCCAGAAAAUUCAACUGUCCGAAGACAACAAAGGAAUAGUCGAAGCCAAAUUACAGGCAAUGGCUCCGACGUUCCGAAAAGCGCCGGACUUUAUGAUCCGAAGAACGCAAUCUUUUGUGGCAGCAGACCGACCGGUAAUUGUCUCCGCUCCACGUUGAUGCCUUCCACCGCAUACCAUGCCAGUAAACUUGCUUUACACGUAGGUUCAACUCCCUCUACAGCCUUAUCUUUUAAUAUGAAAUUUUAUGUUAUUGGUUAUUUGCUUCAGUCAUUUGCUGGUUGUCCAGCAUUUUUUGUUUGAUUCUCUAUUAACACGUUUUUUUUUUGAAGCAAUAUAUUUUUUUAGAGUUAUGUUUUAUAA
Toxorhynchites rutilus septentrionalis is the source of this 2552-nucleotide messenger RNA. Its product is annotated as switch-associated protein 70-like. The transcript is spliced from 5 exons. The record is from RefSeq and is a predicted model, not a curated record. Gene Ontology annotation, cellular component: cytoplasm; nucleus. Lineage: Eukaryota; Metazoa; Arthropoda; Insecta; Diptera; Culicidae. Bases 706 to 2349 code for a protein of 547 amino acids.